Molecule: messenger RNA, 3793 nt
Organism: Anthonomus grandis grandis
Lineage: Eukaryota; Metazoa; Arthropoda; Insecta; Coleoptera; Curculionidae
Product: piggyBac transposable element-derived protein 3-like
Exons: 2
Coding region: 2297-3610 (437 amino acids)
Source: RefSeq, a predicted model, not a curated record
UCUUAAUAUAAUCUGGCAACAUUGUUUAUUUCCCAGUGGUAAUUUCCACACGUCAGGUUUGACAGUUCAAAUACAUCUUUGAAAGUCAACAGCCUAUGUCUUGUGGUGUUUAAGAUAUUGAGCUAAAUAUUGUUAAAGUCUUAGUGAUUGGCACCUUUGUGAUACGAUAUUUAAGGAGGUGUAAUACAACUAAAAAGGUUGAGUCAGUACAAGAAAACGUUGUACUGACCGUUUGAUCGUUUUGCUGUUUUUGGAAAAAGUGUUGCUAUGAAACUAAGAGAAGUGGACAAAAGGCAAAGUCUAAUUGCAGAAAAAAUAAUCAACGAUGUAAUAUUCGAGGCUGAACUGGGCGGCCUUACACUGCAACAUAGAUGCGUUAACAUGCAGGAAAUGUAUAAUGCAAGAAAUCCUAACAUGCAGCAAUGCCAGCUACUUAUACUGCCUUGCCAGUCGGCUUCCAAUUCUACAUCAUAUUCGUCCUCUCCCAGCUUUAUUAGUACCCCUGCUACAAAUUGUCAAUUCCAACAAAACAAUUCAACAAUCCAACAACAACUGUCUUCUGAUGAUGUAGUGAUUGAACAAUACAUCUGCUGUUUCUUAUUUUACCAACUUCACAGACGAUCAAGUGGCAAAAGAAUUUUAAAAUCCCCUUAGAUAAAAAAAACUCCCACAGAAAAAGAGCAAAAAAGGCUUUUUUUCUACUUUUGAGGUUAUGUAAACCCGCAAAUUAUUUAAUUCUUAAAAACGUAUACAUGUACAAUGUACAUUUUCAAGAAUAAAAAACCUAAGGUGCACAAAAACCCUAUUUUUGCCAACUCUUAAGGUUAUGUACACCCGCAGACUUUUUUUUAAAUUCUUGACAAUGUACAUUUAGGCUCCUAAAGUACAAAUCAUCAUCUGUCAAAUAAUGCCGUUAUUAACCCUACAAUGCAUCAUGUAGCAUAUCUGCUACAUGAAGAAUUCUAGUAUUCUAAUAUUGAAGAAUUCUAUUUUCAUUAAAUGUUUUAUGAUACACCUAAGGGUAAAAACACACGAGGCUGUUUGCAAGCGGUUUGCGCCGCGACGGUUGUCGCGCCGUGGUCAUGUCAAGGUUAUGUACACCCGCAGAUUUUUUUUUAAAUUCUUGACAACUUACAUUCAGGCUCCUAAAGUACAAAUCAUCAUCUGUCAAAUAAUGCCGUUAUUAACCCUACAAUGCAUCAUGUAGCAUAUCUGCUACAUGAAGAAUUCUAGUAUUCUAAUAUUGAAGAAUUCUAUUUUCAUUAAAUGUUUUAUGAUACACCUAAAUGCAUAGUGUAGCAUACUAUAUACACACUUCAAAUCGGGUUUCGCUUUGCUGGCAAUAGAUGGCGCAGCAAGUACAGAAUUUUAAUUCUAAUGUCAGCUGUGUUGUUUUGGCGGUUGGUGUGUGUGUCUGACGUAGUAAAUUUGUGUUUUUUUGAACAUUUGAAGCGGUUUUGGCAGACAAACUCGAUAAAUUUGGUAAAUUAGGUGAGUAUUCAAACUAUUUGUUAUAUCAGUGCGUAUCCAGAAUUCAUAAAAAUAAAUUACCGGGUUUUCUAAUAAAAUGUAGCAAAUAUGCUACAACAUGCAUUUUAUGAUUUUUUUUAAUCUCAGGGCGAUGGACAAAAAAAAGGGAUUUUCGAAAACCUUUGACAAUCCAGGAGUUGAAAAAGUUGGCAGAACGUUUUCUUGAAAGUGACGAUGAUCUGGAAGAAUUGGACGAAGAUAAUUUAAGUGAAAACGUUGAUAAUUGCUUAGAAUUGGCUGCUCAAAAGUUUCAAGAUCCUGUGGAUUACGCCAAUUUGGACAUUGAAAAUACUCCAAUUAUUUUUGAGCAUGAACUAGAUGGUGUAGAACUAACCAAUUCGAACGUUGAAAAUAAUAAUGAGGCAGAUAUUGUCGACGAAAUAAUACCUGAGAAUGAAGACGCGAACGGUACAGAAGAAAAUAUAUUUACACUGGAUAAAGACGCAUUCAAAUCUAUUUGCUGGAAGCAAGCAUCUUUUGAACAAAAUGUUCAAGGUACAACAUUUAGAGGUGAUGAAAAUCUUCCAACAAAUAUAAUGGAGUUAUCAACACCCUAUCAGUUCUUCAGGUAAAACCUAAUAAGUCAAUUAUUCCUUUUGCAGUUUAGUAUGUAAUUUGUUGAUUUUUUUUUCAGAUACUUUUUUACCGAUGAGCUAUUUGAGAAAAUCACUGAAGAAUCGAACCUCUCCAGCAAUCAAAAAAUAUUUCGAAACCGGCAAAUAUAACGACUGGAGAAAUAAAGAAGUACAUUGCUAUCUGCAUUUAUAUGUCGGUAAUAAAUAUGUCAAAUAUCAGAAGAUACUGGUCUGAGGAAUAUGAAUCAAAAAUAAAAAACACCAUGAGUAUCAAUCGAUUUGAAAAAAUUUGUGAAAUGCUACACUUCAAUGAUAACACGAAAAUGCUUCCUAAAGAUCAUGCGGAUCAUGAUCGUCUGCAUAAAUUGAGGCCAGUUAUCGACUCUUUGAACAAAACGUUCCAAACUGUUCCAUUUGAAAAGUGUCUAUCUGUAGAUGAGCAAAUGUGUGCAACAAAGGCCCGACACUACAUGAAACAGUACAUGUCUUUAAAGCCUCACAAGUGGGGCUAUAAAUUAUAUGUUUUAUCUGGUGUUACGGGAUAUGCGUACCAAUUUGAAAUAUACUCGGGCCAAGAAAAUUUUGAGAAAUACCGUUUUCCAAAUGAGCCUGACCUUGGGGCUUCAGCAAACGUUGUUAUACGCUUGUGCCGGUCAAUUCCCAAAAACUGCAAUUAUAUUGUCUAUUUUGAUAAUUAUUAUACAGGAAUUCCUCUGAUGUCAUAUUUAUUCUCAAAUGGCAUUCUUUCGCUAGGAACAGUGAGACGGAAUCGUUUGCCCAACUGCAAAUUUUCUAGUGAUACUGUUUUCAAAAAAAAAACGCGAGGUUCUUUCGAAGAAUAUGUAACUUCUUUUCAAAAUACUGCUUUUGCCUCAGUUUUAUGGCUGGAUAAUAAAGCAGUCACAUUACUUUCUACAUACAUGGGUUCUUCUCCAGUUCAAGAAGUGAAAAGGUUUGAUAAAAAAGAGAAAAAACGAGUGGAAGUAUCAUGUCCAAACUUAGUGUUAGAAUAUAACAAACAUAUGGGCGGAGUCGAUCUUUUAGAUAGUAUUUUAGGGCGUUACAAAAUCUCAAUGAGAACCAGAAAAUGGUACUGCAGAAUUUUUUAUCAUUUAGUUGACAUUACCAUCAUCAACGCAUGGCUUUUCUAUCGGAGGGUAGAGAGGCAAAUAGGAACCACAGCCACAAUGUCAAUGGAAAAAUUUCGUGCUGAAAUCGCCAAUUGUCUGUGCAACGUUGGGCAGAAUGAUUCAAAAAAGAGGGGAAGGCCAUCUUCUUCACUUAACCGAAAUUUAGAACAGAAAAAGAAAAAAUCAUCUUCAACCGCAAUUUCUCCAAAAGAUGUAAGAACUGACAACUUUGGUCACAUUCCGAACUGGAGUAAUACCAGGCAACGAUGUAAAAUACCCGGCUGCAAAGGAUUUUCUUUUAUUUUUUGUGAAAAAUGCAAAGUUCACCUAUGUUUGAAUAAAAAUAAAAAUUGUUUUGGUAACUUCCAUCAAUAAACUGUUAAGACCAUUUUUCCUUUUUUUUUGUAUCAUAAGUGCGUGUUGUAGCAUAUGUGAUACAUUCAAACAAAAUUAAAAAAAUAUAUAAUAAAAAAACAAAAGAUUUUUUUAAAUAUUUUUUACCCAUUCACAGCACUAAUACCUAACCAAAAAUAUUUUUUUGAAAUAAAUUUAAAAAAU